AUAAUUUGCCCCCCCAACCCCCACCCGUGGCCUGGGCUUACACGGUGCAUGAAGCAGGGUGUCUGGAGCCCCUGUGCUGGAACAGAGAGAGACCCUGGAGCAGAGGAUAGUGCCUUGGGCAGUCUGGCUUGGCUUAGUGAAACUUUCUUCUCCUUGGGCUCAGCCACUGAAAUCCUGGUUUCUUGGGGGAAAUGAUAAGACCAGCCCAGGCACUCCUGAAGAGAAGAGCAGUGGAAAAGGCCUUUGACUACUUUUUACCAGGCCUUGGGCUGCUGUCUGGGACCACGCAAAUCACACGUGGCUGUUCUUUGCCCUACUGUGCACCAGCUGCAUGAUGCUGCCCAGGCCUGGAGGUGCAGGGGGAUGGAGGGAAUCAUGCAGGCACUGGGCAUGUGUCAAGCAUGUACUCCUGCCUUGGAGCCAGCUUCCUCUUCCUGUCCCAGAAGACUCAGAGCGAGGGCCACACUGGGGUAGAGGAGUAGGUUGAACCUGGGGGUUGGGGGGACCAGUGCCCAUGGCCAUCCCGGUAGUGACGCGGAAUCUGUGCCUCUCUUCCCUCUGCAGCUGCUGCCGCUGUCCCCGUGUCUUCUGGUUGCUUCCCUCUUUGCUGUUCCUUCCCAUAGGCUCCCCUGCUCCACCUCCUGGGGACCACCAUGAAUGGUGUCCCUUCCCCGGAGGAUGGGGCCUCCCCCUCCCCACCCCCAUUGCCACCACCGCCUCCCCCAAGCUGGAGGGAAUUCUGCGAGUCUCAUGCCCGGGCUGCAGCCCUGGACUUCGCCCGCCGUUUCCGCCUCUACCUGGCCUCGCACCCUCAGUACGCUGGCCCAGGCGCCGAGGCUGCCUUCUCCCGCCGUUUCGCCGAGCUCUUCCUGCAGCACUUUGAAGCCGAGGUGGCCAGGGCAUCUGGCUCCCUGUCGCCUCCAGUCCUGAGCCCAGGGGCUGAGAGCCCUCCUCCUGAGCUGGCCCUUGAGAGCUGCCGAGCAGGCGUGUUGGGCCCUUCUCGGUCUUCUGAGGACCUAGCCGGCCCGCUCCCUUCCUUGGUUUCUUCUACCACCUCCUCGAAGCCGAAGCUAAAGAAGCGCUUCUCCCUGCGCUCAGUGGGACGCUCCGUCCGUGGUUCUGUCCGCGGCAUCCUACAGUGGCGGGGAGCCAGUGAUCCCCCCUCCCCAGCUGGGCCCCUGGAGACCUCAUCAGGCCCCCCAGUCUUAGGGGGAAAUAGCAAUUCCAACUCUUCUGGGGGCACUGGGGUCAUUGGCAGGGGACUGGUUAGUGACGGCGUAACCCUGGGGGACAGAUGGACUCACCGGUUCGAGAGGCUGAGACUCAGUCGGGGUGGGGGGCCCUUGAAGGAUACCGCAGGGGUGGUGCAGCGGGAAGAGCUGUUGAGUUUUAUGGGGGCCGAAGAGGCAGCCCCUGACCCAGCUGGAAUGGGCCGGGUUGGAGGGGCAGCCGGACCCACCUCGGGUGGCAGUGGGCAGCCUCAGUGGCAGAAGUGUCGCUUACUGCUUCGGAGUGAAGGAGGAGGAGGAGGAGGAAGCCGACUGGAGUUCUUUGUCCCACCAAAGGCAUCUCGGCCCCGUCUCAGCAUCCCCUGCUCGGCCAUCACAGAUGUUCGUGCCACCACAGCACUGGAGAUGCCAGACCGUGAGAACACCUUUGUGGUUAAGGUGGAAGGCCCCUCGGAAUACAUCCUGGAGACCGCCGGCGCACUGCAUGUGAAGGCCUGGGUGGCUGACAUUCAGGAGUGCCUGAGUCCAGGACCCUGCCCUGUUCCUAGUCCCCGCCCCAUGACACUCCCACUGGCACCUGUGCCCUCAUUUCUGCCAAGGGAGAAUCCAGACAGCAUGGAGCUGCCCUGCAUGAACCACUCCGAGAGUCUGCCCAGCCAGGACUUGUUGCUGGGCCCCAGCGAGAGCAGUGACCGCCUAUCACAGGGAGCCUACGGGGGCCUCUCAGACCGCCCCUCCGCAUCCAUCUCCCCCAGUUCUGCCUCCAUUGCUGCCUCCCACUUUGACUCAAUGGAACUGCUGCCCCCAGAACUGCCCCCUCGCAUCCCUAUUGAGGAGGGACCCCCUGCUGGGACAAUACAUCCCCUCUCAGCCCCCUACCCACCCCUGGACACCCCGGAGACAGCCACAGGGUCAUUCCCGUUCCAGGGGGAGUCGGAGGGAGGUGAGGGGGACCAGCCCCUCUCAGGGUACCCUUGGUUCCACGGCAUGCUCUCUCGACUCAAGGCCGCUCAGCUGGUGCUGGCGGGAGGCACCAGCUCCCACGGGGUGUUCCUGGUUCGGCAGAGUGAGACGAGGAGGGGUGAAUACGUCCUCACCUUCAACUUCCAGGGCAAGGCCAAGCACCUGCGCUUGUCUCUGAAUGAGGAGGGUCACUGCCGGGUGCAGCACCUGUGGUUCCAGUCCAUUUUCGAUAUGCUCGAGCACUUCCGGGUGCACCCCAUCCCCCUGGAAUCCGGGGGCCCCAGUGACGUGGUCCUGGUCAGCUAUGUUGUAUCCUCCCAGCGGCAGCAGGAAUCGAGCACCUCUGACCCACUCCGGCCCCCACGACCCCCGUCAUGGACAGAUCCCCCACAACCUGGGGCAGAAGAGGCGUCGCGGGCGCCAGAAGUGGCGGCAACAACAGCCGCCACAGCCAAAGAGAAGCAAGAGAAAGAGAAAGCGGGCAGUGGACGGGUCCAGAAAGAGCUGGUCCCCGUGGUUGAGCUGGUCCCCGUGGUUGAAUUGGAAGAGGCCAUAGCACCAAGCGCGGCGGAGGCCCAGGGAGACGCAGGAUCUGGUGGGGUCCCUGGGGGAACCCUGAUGGUGCAGCUCCAGCAGCUACCACUAGGGGGUGAUGGAGAAGAAGGGGGCCAUCCCAGAGCCAUUAACAACCAGUACUCCUUUGUGUGAGGCCCCCCCUUCUUCACUACUCUUGCCCCCCCCCCCCCCCAGUCCUCAGAGUAUGAGGUUGGAUACAGGAAUGGCAGGCGCCCCACACAUAUACACUGCUUCCUGACCCUUGAAGGCCCAGGGCCUGUUUAUUGGUACAAGAGAAGGUUUGCAAACCCUUGUAAGCCCUGGCUUA
This is a messenger RNA of Suncus etruscus (white-toothed pygmy shrew), 3075 nucleotides long. RefSeq names its product SH2B adaptor protein 1 (gene SH2B1). Gene Ontology annotation, molecular function: transmembrane receptor protein tyrosine kinase adaptor activity. The record is from RefSeq and is a predicted model, not a curated record. Lineage: Eukaryota; Metazoa; Chordata; Mammalia; Eulipotyphla; Soricidae. Gene Ontology annotation, cellular component: plasma membrane. Gene Ontology annotation, biological process: intracellular signal transduction. The transcript has 8 exons. The coding region runs from base 654 to 2900 and encodes 748 amino acids.